AUGGCGCAUGAUACUUCGAACGCGUCUUCCCCUCACUCCAAUCCGUUGCCAGCCGAUCAUGGUCCCCCGUUUUCUUUGCCUGAAGACAUCCCUUCGUCUAUCUCGGAAGGCAACAAAGCUAUGGAAGAAGGGUUACCGUUCAAACACCCGCAGUCAACCAGUAAGGAUCUUCAAGAGAAGACUUCCUCCAGCGCGGCCAGUGGCGAAAAAACGAUUAAGAGGCCCGAGGAAUGGAAGGUCCCACCUCCCAAGCGCCUGGCUCGUUUGGUCAAUGCUCACCAGAAGAUAGUAUCUCCGUCGGUGCAACGAUUGGAUAAACCUGGGAAGUCGAAAAAACCCACCGCAGAUCAAUUCCGUUCGACUGGCCGGGAUGGGGCUGCCUUAGACCCGGCGUUAUCCGCCGAUGAAGAGGAUGUGAAUGUUGCUGAUGAAGAGCAGACUGAGGCCCGAUCUUCUGCACUGGUCAACCAGAUUAAGUCCCUCAUCAAAGUGACUCCCAAGAACGCUCCCAAGAAAUCGAAGUCCAAGAAGUCGGUGCACAACUCAACUGGUCCCUCGAGUUUGGUUUCAAUGGAAAUCGAUCAACCGGUGUCUGAUAACCGCCCGACCAAGUUGGCGACUAUUCAAGGUCACAAAAAGGUGUCUGGAGGCCCGAGUAAUUCUAUCGACAAGUCUGACAAGAUGCAUGUCGAUCCGCCCGCUCUCGUCAAUCUAAAGAAGACCUUUGCUAUGACUGCCGCCGUGCCUGCCAACCAGACCAGCGCUCCUGGUGUCACGCCCUCAACUCCUGCCCCAAUGGGUCAUCUCUCCAAAGAUCAAGCAGCCCUCUCGCGCAGGUUCCCGCAGAAGACCCCUGUGAAUACUGGUCACUUAACCCGAACUCCCUCAACCUCGACUACUAUCUCAAAUGCUGUGCUUCCUAACUUGGCUAAAGCUUCUCUGGCUGAAAUGAAGGCCAUGAGAGGAAUAUGGAUACGGGAUAAGGAUAACACCGCUGCGAACGUUUCCGAGCUGCGAAGGGAGGGUUAUCACUUGCUCGCACCGGCUGCCUAUGAGUACCAAGAUCAACACCUCAGGAGGGUGACGAGGUUUUGUUCCCAGCUGGACCGCAAGAUUGAAGAGUCGGAGCGUGCUGGUGUAGUGGAAGAGAUUGAAGUCAUUGACUUGACGGAAGAACCUGAUGAUCCUACGGAGACGACCGUUGUUGGAUCGACAGGUGCCAAGAGGCCCAUUGAGGGGUCAACAUCAAUGUCUGUUGAUGACAGCCCUGUUGAGUCCAAGAAGGCUCGAAUGUCCGGCUCAGCUCCCGUAAAGAUUGAUCCUCCAAACCUGGGCCCUUACGGCUUCCGUGCGAUCUCCGAUACGGAAGCCGCUCUCGCUGGCCUCACUCCCCGUUUCCCGGUUAAUAAGCAGCCCUCGCUUUCGGAGUUCAUCAGUCAAUCAAAUCCUUCUCUGAUGCUGCCACUGUCGGGCAAUACGUCAAAGCCUCCUCCCCAGCCGACGACCGGUAACCUGCGGUCGGCUGCCGCCUCAUCCGGUUUGACUGGGCCCGAGAUUUCCAACUCGUCAUCUGCGCAGGGUGUGGCUGGUUCCUCCCCUUCUCUAGUUCUGCCUUCAACAUCUGUCUCAGCACCCGCUCCCUCUUCUCUGGUGCCGCCUUCUACAUCCAAUGUCCUUGACUCAGCGGCCUCAGGUGCUUCUACUUCGAAGAAUGCUUCUCAACCGUCUCUCGUUUCUAAGUCUCAGUCGAAGCCGGUGGGUUCAGCUCAACGUGUUACAAGGGGCUCCUUGCGGACUUCCCAACCGACUGCGGCAUCAAAGUCUAAAUCAAGUGAAAAGAUCUCAAACACUACAACUCCGCAGCCCACCAAUGACAUUCCUCCUGCCUCAAAGGACGUGCCUCCGGCCACGAAUGCCGAUCCUCAAGCCACCAAUGAAGUUGCUCCUGCCUCGACAGAUGUUCCUCCUGCUACGAAUGAUGUUCCUCCAGCCACGAAAGACUUGCCUGCUAACUCUACUCUGGACGACUCCGCUCAACAGUCUCAGGGCGGUCAAUCAACCAAUGCCCCUUCUGCCUUGCCUCCAUCUGGGAGGGUGUUGCCGAAUUCGACCUUGCCAGAAAAAAAGAAGGAUGCUCAAAACAAGGAUAAGGAUGUUGUUGACGAGGGGGUGGACGAGUUGGAGGAGCUGUCAGACAAGGAGGAAGCUCCAAAGAAGCGAGGUGGUAAAGGGAAAGGCAAGGCCCAGAAGAAGACUCCGAAAACACCGAAACCGCCAAAGACGCCCAGGCUUAAAGUGUCGGAAAUGACGCCAGAACAGAAACUCGAGCGGGAUCGAAAGGUAAAGCAGAGGAAGGAGGAGAAGGAUAAUUGUGUGUAUGCAAUCCCUCCUCAACCAGGUGCUUUAUUAGCUCCAAUGUGGCCCCCGCUAACGUGCGAGGAGGCUCGGAUAGCUCACAAGGACAUGCUGGUCAAAUCAAGGAAUCCUCACUGGAACUACGGCCCCGAACUCAUGGACAGGGUGGCAAAGAUUGUGAAGGCUUUUGGAGACGAUUUCGAGGAUGACGAGUUUUACACGAAAAUGGAUAACUUUAAGCCUGACUUGGAAGCCAUCCAAGCCUUUGGCUUGGUGUAUAAGGAUGAGUUUUUGAACUUGAUUCCAACUUGCCCAAGGCUUGUGCAGGUGGACGCAGCCGAUCCGUUCUUCAAAGAAGGUGUUGUAGAUCUGUCGAUGAUUAAGGCGGCGCAUGACUCGGACGACAAAGUCAAGGCCUCAUCUUGGCAGUGCUUGUACGGAAUGAUGAUCAGGACGGAUGAGCACAGCGAUUAUACUGAGGAUCCGCAUACGGUCAAGGCAAUCGACUCGUCGUUUCGGAAGAUCCACACUCUCACCCAGUCUUGUUUCGACCACUUCCAUCACUAUGUUCUACCUAGCAACAAGCCGGUCUGCGACACAUCCGCAACUUGGAAGCAAGAUACGAUGUUCCAAUCUGGCGAGUUUGUAUUGGCGAAAAUCAAGGCCUUGAAAGCUGGUGCCCAGGGAACUGCUAGCCAUGGGAAUAAACGAACGGGAAACGGCCUUAUGAUCUUACAGAAACGGAUUUGGGAGACUCUUUUCUGCUGUCUGAUGAUGCAACAAGCGCUUUUUCUAGACGAUCUCGACCACUGUAUCAAGACCAAGUCCUUUCCGAACAAAACGAUGGUUGUUUCUCAAUACAUGACAGCAGAAGAUCGGAGCAAAAGUCUGUUCAAAACCGGAGACGUGAAGGACCUCAAGGACUCUAAGGCUCUCAUUGACUGGGGGCAAGAUCGUCUGGCGGCCUUUGGAUCGAUGGCGAUUUUUUUCUUGUAUGGUGCGGCUGGUUGGUGGCAGUGUCUGACUGACUCCCACAACUAUAACCAAAAGGAUGUCUGGGCACUGGUGUAUAUUGCUGAAGCUAAGGCGGAUUGGCUUUACAAUAACGGUCACUACCACGAGAGGACCCCUCAAGACACGCCAUGGUACCGGAUCGAUGGCUUUGUGCGUUGGCUACUCCACAAGACUAACAUGCAUCUCAGACUCACGGCAACGACAGACACGGUCGAUUGGCAAGCGGCGCCCCGAUUCUGGAAUCAACAUGUGACUGAACAAACGAUUGCUAGGCUAGCGCUGCAAGACAUACUGGCUGAAGUCUGUUCGAAGAGUCCACGCAAGUCACUCAAUUUUAAUGGAGAGGCGGCGCCAGAUGUUGUGGUAGACAAAGAAGAUAAGCCACUCGUUGACGAGUUCCGAUCGACUCUUACCUGCGGUUGGAAUGCUACGAUUCGUGCCAAUGAAGAUGCAAUGACUAGUCAGCCUGGGCCUGGUGAAGAUGAAGGAGAAGCUAACGGCGGCGGCGAAGGAGAAGCUAACGGUGGCGGUGAAGAUGAAGAGGCUGCUAACGGUGGGGGUGAAGAUGAAGAAGACCCUAACGAAACCCAGGAAGAAGGUGGAUUCAUCCGACCAAGUCAUAGCGGGCGUUCAGAGAACUCUUUUGCGACCAGGCGAGGUGGCAGCCCCAGCGAGGCUUCCUCAAGUUCAAGUUCGGACGAGAGUCAGGUCAAGGUCAAGUUGACUCAGACUAAGGGACGUAUCAGGCACCGGAAGCGUUCUUUGGUCCCUUCUUCCAGCUCUGAUGACUCUAGCUCUAGCUCUGGCUCUAGUGGUGAGGACGAGGAGGAGACAGACAUUGCAAGAUCUGACACUGAUGGUGGAUUAGAGGAGAGAAGCAGAAGACGUGCAGAGCACCCGAUGAUUGAGUACUCUGCAGGUGUAUCAAGGAAGAAGUAG
Messenger RNA from Puccinia graminis f. sp. tritici CRL 75-36-700-3, 4308 nucleotides. RefSeq lists its product as uncharacterized. The record is from RefSeq and is a predicted model, not a curated record. The transcript is spliced from 11 exons. The coding region runs from base 1 to 4308 and encodes 1435 amino acids. Lineage: Eukaryota; Fungi; Basidiomycota; Pucciniomycetes; Pucciniales; Pucciniaceae.